UACUACAUUCAUUCUAAUUAUACUAAUAGCAAAUGAUUCGUAGCUCCGUCAGUAAAUACAGUAAUAGGCUGGCGGAGAUCAAGCGAAAGUUUUUAAUUUUCUCAAGAAUUCAGAAAGUUGAGAUUGUUUUCCUCGAUCAAAGUGUUUCGGUGAAGCCUUGAGGGUAUGUUGCGGGGGGGGGCUGUGGGCGUGACCAGCCGGGAGCAGCAACAGGUCCGGGACGAGACCAAAUCGAUACCGGGAUGCUGGGACAUGCGCAUCUCACAGUGCACACACCAUGCGCUCUCUGAUACUCAUCUCGCUGUCAUUACUCACAUCAGAAGGUGAUUGUGACUUGUUAAGAGACAGCGUCCAUGUCACGUCCGCGGCGGCCCGGCCCAACAACGAGCUCUGGUGCUACAGAUGCCUCGCCGAGGUGCCGGAGGACAAAUGUGCGGACCUCCGCCAGAACAACUCCGCACUCAUACACAAAUGCCACAACGAUCGGCGGGUGUGCAUGGUCAAACGCUUCUCAUAUACAACUUCCACUGAAAACUCCACAACAGCACUAAAGAUGUGGGCCUUGGAGCGAAACUGUACUAAGCACUGCGAGCCGGGCUGCAUCAUUAUAGGGGAGAGGACCAAACUCCACGCAUGCACCUCAUGCUGCACCACAUCUCUAUGCAAUCAUGACUCGGGAACGACCCGGAGAACCAUAGACAUCCUCACUACAAUUCUGUCUCUCAUACUUCUAACCUUAUGAUUGCCUUAUUAUAAUUACUAUUAUAGUUAGGGAAUAAAUAAUUCGAUUGUUCGUCACACUUAAAGAAAUCGGUGCAUCAUUUCCUUAUUUCAAUCAUACUAAUACACAUAAUUAGAUACUGCUUUACUUUAUAAACACAUAUUAAAAUAAUUACAGGAAGUUUGCAUCAGUAGCAAAUUUAUUAUUAAAUAUAAUGACUCGAUUAUAUACCGUGUAGGUAUAUAUGAGUUGAAAUUAUAUUUUAAAUGCAAAAAUCUGAAUUUAAAUAAGUUUUAUUUAAAGAGUUCAUAACAGUCCUACAUUAGGCUUUUAGGAAUAGAAAAAUUGAAAAAGUUACUGCACAGAAAAAAUAAUUCGUUAUGUUUGUAUGGACUGAUGAUGAAUGACGUAAUUGGUUGAAUCUUUUUAUUUUUUUUAUUUUGAUAGCAUAUCCUUCUGCACUCCAAACUUUCUUCGAGAUUUUCAUGUAAGAAUAAUAUUGAUAUUUAGUUAGAGUGAUAAAGCCUAAUACUGACACGCAAAGUAGGUACAUACAGUUACGAUAACAUUUUAAAUACAUAUAUAUCUGUGACUAUCUAAGUUUAUAGCUAACCAUAGAAUUGAUCUAUAUGUUUCAAAAUUCCAUAACUUAAACAUUAACGACCAGUGCAAGUUAUUUACAGUCCUAAUAACAGAGUCAUAAAAUAUUCUAGUCAAUUAAAAUAAGAAUUAAUUUAAGAAAUAGCAUAAAAAAAUAUAAUAGGUCCAAGAAUCUGCUAGUUUUAGAAUUAAAGUCAUGUUAUUUGUCAACCGGAUAAAAAAAAGAAGUAAAUUACAAUCACUUGUAUUUUUCGUAUUGAACUUGAUUUGAUGAUUUUUUUUUUAAUUGAAAAGUUUUUCUCCUGUUGAUUCCAUGUUAAUUUUGUCAACUUAAAAUAGAUUUUUUUGUGGGACAAAAUUUUAUUCCAUCCAUUCUUCCAUUAUUUUAUUUGAAGAUAUAUAAUAAGACAUUCUUUCUACAGCAAUAAGUCAUUUCUGUAUUAAUUCAUAAGUACCUAUAUGUACCUACCAUAGUUAUGUAUUUAUCUAAAGACACACAAACUUGUAUUGUCAUAAAUAGUUCAAUGUUAAAGUAACAUGAUAAAUUUAGAGCAUUUAAAAAUGAAACUCUAAAACGAAUCAUAAUUCGAUUAAUCUGAAAUAAUAUAGCGGACUAUGCAAGUAAUCCAGUUCUUGUAACGCUCAUUAAAUGUUUCUGCAAUGCAAAUGCAAACCCAAGCAGUUGUAAUAGACCAUUUAGAAUCCACAUUAUCUUUAGAAACUGUAUUGAGCUAUCAGUAUUAUAUAAAAUUCAUUGUCAAGAAAUCAGAUUUAAUGAAAUGCCUUUUAAAAAAUAAAACUAACGGUCGUUCCCAA
Galleria mellonella (greater wax moth) is the source of this 2137-nucleotide messenger RNA. RefSeq lists its product as uncharacterized. The transcript has 3 exons. Lineage: Eukaryota; Metazoa; Arthropoda; Insecta; Lepidoptera; Pyralidae. The record is from RefSeq and is a predicted model, not a curated record. The coding region runs from base 278 to 742 and encodes 154 amino acids.